AUGCCAGUUUGCAGUUCCAAGGGCCUUCUUGAAGGCUUGGUUGGCAAUGUGUGCGUCUUCGAAGAAUUCAGCUUCAGCACUUGCAGUGUCCUGCCAGUGGCAUCUUUGUGUUUCGGCAACAUGGGAGGCCCAGUGGAAUGCUUCAAUUGCGGCGGCGACCACUUCGCGCGGGACUGCCCCGAGGGUGGCAAGGGCAAGGGCAAGGGCAAGAAGGGUGGCAAGGACUGCUGGAACUGUGGCGGCGACCAUCUUGCUCGGGAUUGCCCGACAGGAGGCAAGAUUGGUGGAAAGGGUGGCGGCAAGAGCGUGGAUUGCUUCAAUUGCGGAGGUCCCCAUUUCGCGCGAGACUGCCCGGAGGGUGGCAAGAAGGGCGGCAAGGGCAAGGGCAAAGGUGGCGGCAAGGGCAUUUGCUAUGACUUCCGUGACAACGGCUCUUGCAAGUUUGGAGAUGAAUGCCGGUUCUCGCACGAUGUUUGA
This is a messenger RNA of Effrenium voratum, 477 nucleotides long. Lineage: Eukaryota; Dinophyceae; Suessiales; Symbiodiniaceae. The record is from the annotation of a GenBank genome assembly.